UCUGUAGUUCUGUGGAGAGAGUUUUUGGUAAGUUCAUCACUGUCUGCUUGUUUACCCACAUCAAACCAGACUACGUGGAUCGUUUGUUAACUUUUUAAUGUAUUGUUGCUGACUUUUUUUUUUGGCGCAGUUAAUUACUAAAGUUGCAGUGGAAAAUUGGCUUGUGUGUGACAUUUGAAAUUUAGAAACAUACACAAUUUCAUUAUUUUUUUAUUUUUUUACCUUAUUUCGGAGAGGACACUAUACCAAAUGACAUCAGUCCAACAAGUAAAAGCUCCAACCAUGGUGCCAGUGCGUGGCCUUGGUGACGGCAUGGAGACAGAUGAACCUUCCAAAUCGCUGGAGGUCAUCACUGAACUCCCCUGCAAGAGCAGCCCCAUCCAGCUUGGCCCAAGGACAAAGUCAGCCCCACCUCAGAAUCCUGGAGUCCUUCAUCUGGGUAGAAUUCAAAAGGAUUUGUGCAUUGAGCUGGAAGCCAUCCGCAUUGUGGUUCCUCAAGCGGCCAUCUCUCAUGCUAUCCCUUCGAAGGGCUCGAGGUUGACUGAGCUGGCAGGGUAUCAAAAAAUUGAGCCUGUCGUCCAGUCAGAAGCAGCGAUAGACUCCCAACGGGAAGCACAGGAACUGAAAGCCACCCUGGACAAGCUGCAGAACUCGGAGAGAAGGCUGCUGCAGGAUAAGGAGGGCCUUUCAAACCAGCUCAGAGUUCAGACAGAGGUGAACCGUGAGCUGAAGAAGCUGCUGGUGGCCUCAGUGGGCGAUGACCUGCAGUACCAUUUCGAGCGCCUGGCACGUGAAAAAAACCAGCGUAUCCUGGAAAAUGAAACUCUUGGCCGUAACCUGACUCAGAUAUCUGAGCAACUUGAACGCAUGACCAUUCAGUGUGAUGUGUGGCGGAGCAAGUUCCUGGCCAGCAGAGUGAUGGCUGAGGAGCUGACCAAUGCCAGGGCAGCACUGCAGCGCCAAACCAGGGAAGCUCAGGGAGCAAUACAAGACCUUCUCAGCGAACGGGGGGAGUUCUCCAGAGACAUGGCUGACACUCACAGGUCACUAGAGCAGCUUUUGGUUUCUUUGCAAUGGGGCAGGCAGCAGACCUAUUACCCCAGCGCACAGCCUCUCACCACUGGUGAGCUUGCUGCAGCCAAUCAGAAGCUAGCUAAGGCAGUGAACUCGCACCUCCUUGGCAAUUUAGGCACAAGUAACAGCCAGAAAACGUCUCCACCAACUGCAAUUUACAAUACUCCAGCUGAAAAGAUGGCAGAAAAGGUGUUAAGAAUCUUGGAUCCUGUUUUAUGUACCGAAGAUGCAUCUGAAGUUUCCUUUUCUGAACCCUUACCUACACCAUUCCUCUCUAACAAGAAAAGUAUUGGUCGGUUUCAUCCCUACACAAGAUAUGAAAAUAUUACCUUCAAUUGUUGUAAUCGCUGCAGUGGGGAGCUAAUAGUGCUUUAAACUGUGUGCUGUACAGUACUUUUUAGUAUUGCAUUAAUCGCAAAGGUCACAAUCUUUUUAAUGGGUGCUAUAAAAUUGCCUAUUUAAAUUAUUAUAUUUUCUUAAACUUAAAUGGAAUAUUUAUAGGUCUGAUAGUGUAACAGAAAAUAUGUUUACCAUCAUUGUUGCAAGUUUUGCUUUUUGGAUGCAGUUUGUUUACAGGAGGGAGCAGGUCAAAGCAGGACCAAAACAGUAAGGGAAUAUAUAUUGUUUGUAUGUACUGUAGUAAAUUGAUCAAGUUUAAAAACAUUUCCUAAGUAUUAAAAAUGUUUUUUUCAAUAUCCUAUUGCAUAGAGUUAUGCAUUUUAUACAAUGGUAAUCAUCAAAAAGAGAAACUGAAUAUAUAGUAGCAAAUGUAUUUUGCAGCUGCUAGGUACGGGUGGAGAUCAGAAAUGUUAAAAUGAAAACAAUGUUUUGAAACUGUCUGUGAUUUAUCAGAGCUUUUCCAACAGCUUAGAGCUUUUCAGAGAGCAGAAUUUGAUUUAGUUUUUUGCAUGUUAACAGACUAGGUAAUAACUUAAAAAUAAAUAUACAGAUAGACUGACCAGAAUUUACUUUUUUUUUUAUCGGAAGGAGUCUUGUUUGUUAAUUUUGUAAAUUUAAUAUUGUAGACAAACAUAUCAGCAUGGUGUAAGAACAGUGUUAUGAGACAUGGAAUCUGAUGUGUUCAGGUGUAAUCAGGAAUUGUAUUUUUAUGCUUUCUUUUUCCAAAGGUUUAUAUUGUGUAUGCCUGACGCUUUCAGAAGAGAUGGUUGUUGGUGUUUUUAUUGUGAAUUCAAACUUAUGAAAAUAAGAUGAGCAAUAAAAACAAGUAUUUAUUUAAAUGUUGCUUGUCAUUGUCUUUAUCACAUAAUUCUUUAAGUGACUUUUAUUAAAGGCAGUGAACUAGUUAAUCGGUGAACAAUUUUAAAUAACUCGAUCUAUACCAAAAUGUUUUAAAGCAUAAAACUUACUUUAGGUUCCCGUACGCUUUUUAUUAUAAAUAAUAAACAUUAAAAAGCUUUAGU
This is a messenger RNA of Polyodon spathula (Mississippi paddlefish), 2495 nucleotides long. RefSeq names its product golgin-45-like. NCBI's taxonomy places the organism in Eukaryota, Metazoa, Chordata, Actinopteri, Acipenseriformes, Polyodontidae. The record is from RefSeq and is a predicted model, not a curated record. Gene Ontology annotation, cellular component: Golgi membrane. The coding region runs from base 250 to 1449 and encodes 399 amino acids. Gene Ontology annotation, biological process: Golgi to plasma membrane protein transport; Golgi organization. The transcript has 7 exons.